GGAGCUUCAGCAGCAGCAGCCGGAGAGGGAGACGGACAGGCGGCUGAAAGCAGCACCACACUGCGGGGGAGGGAGUGCUGAGCUCCUGCUGCACGUUCACUCUCCUGCUUCUCCUCCAGCGCGUUACAUCCGAUGUUUCAUCCCUGCCAUUGACAAGACAUGAGCAGCAGACACGGAAACCCUCCGGACUGAGACACUGACCGUGAGGCUGAGUUGAACCCCCCCUCCCCACCAUCCCUUCCGGACUGCCUGGCUGAUACACGCCGUGAGACGCGCUACCUGUCCGGGCGUGAGGAGGCGAGACGCGCCGGUCUACCUCCUUCCAGCUGGACCUCCAAGAAAGGUGGAUUUAGAGACACUGGGUGCCUUACUUUGUUUCGCAGGACUUCUUCAAAUCGCCCAUUCACAUCUUUGAGGAUGGAUCUCGCCCCAGUCUCCAUCGUCUUGUGCCUGCUGGCUGUAUGCGUGUGCGCGGAUAAAGCUAAGACCUGCGCCGAGGUUCGCCAGUUCUACAGCGGCAAAGGCUUCACGCUCAACGGGGUGCCCCACUCGGAAAUAUCCGGUGAGCAUCUGCGAGUGUGUCCGCAGGGAUACACCUGCUGCACAAGUGCCAUGGAGGAGACCCUGUCCAACCUGAGCCGCAGGGAGUUUGAGGGGCUGGUCAGAGAGGCCGGACGCUCCAUCCAAGCUUCACUCAAUGCCCAGUACAGGAGCUUCGACACAUAUUUUCUGGAGCUCCUGAACGGAUCUGAGCGCUGGCUGGAGGAGGCUUUUGUUAAAGCUCUGGGUACCGUGUAUGGGCCCAAUGCGGGGGUCUUCCGGGACCUCUACUCGGACCUGCGGCGGUAUUAUAGAGGUGCGGCGCUGAACCUGGAGGAGGCGCUGGAUGAGUUCUGGGCGCGUCUGCUGGAGCGUCUGCUGAAGGCCUCCGACCCGGCUGCUGCCUCCCUCAUCUCAGAUGACUUCUUGGAGUGUGCGUCCAAGCAGACCGAGACGCUGCGUCCGUUCGGUGAGGCUCCUCGCGAGCUGAAGGGCCGGCUGGUGCGCGUGUUCAUCACUGCCCGCACCUUCGUCCAGGGCCUGAACAUGGCUGGAGAGGUCGUGAGGAAGGUUUCUCAGGUUCCUCUGACCCCUGAGUGUAACCGUGCCAUUAUGAAGCUGGUGUACUGUCCGCACUGCCGCGGCCUGGGCAUGGUCAAACCUUGUGCCAACUACUGCAAAAACGUCAUGAAGGGCUGUCUGGCUAACCAGGCUGAUCUGGACACAGAGUGGCAGAAUCUCGUGGACACUAUGCUGCAGGUGGCCUCCAGCUUUGGCACGGAGCCAAGCAUGGACAUUAUUCUCCACUCGAUUCCCGUACGCAUUUCCGAGGCCGUGCUCCACAUGCAGGAGAACAGGGAGCUCUACACCAGCAAGGUUCUCCAGGCUUGUGGGGACCGUGGAGAGGACGGCACACAGAGCUCAGUGCCUGAGGAGCCCAAAAAGAAGGAAAGCACAGUGACGCCAUUGGAGUACAAACCCAGCUCCACAGCUGCUGUCAGACUGGAGGUGCAGGUCUCAGAUGUAUCCAGUAAACUGAAGGAGAUGCAGCUGUACUGGAUCCAGCUGCCUUCUGCUCUCUGCAACAGUAAAGCAGCGUCUGGCUCCUCCAAUGAUGACAAGUGCUGGAACGGCAUGGCCAAAGCCAGGUACCUGCCUGAGAUCAUGGGAGAUGGUCUGGCCAAUCAGAUCAAUAAUCCAGAGGUGGACAUUGACAUCACCAAGCCAGACAGGACAAUACGACAACAGAUCAUGCAGCUGAAGAUCAUGUCCAAUCGUCUGAAAAACGCCCUCGAGGGCAAUGAUGUGGAUUUCCAGGAUACAAGUGAUGACAUCAGUGGCUCCGGAAGCGGAAUGUGCAGUGAGCAGCACUGUGGCCAAGGCAAGACACCAGUAUUUGGCCCGAAACAGGGCCAAGCAAAACUGGACGCCUACGGCCCAGAGAACAAAAAAGUGAAAGGCUCUGGACGUCAGAUUCAGCCAUGCAUCUCCUUAAUCUUGCUGCUGCUCAUCAGCCUCCUGCUCAGACGGUAAUGGAAACACAGUCCAGCCAAACUGGACGAGGGGGAUUUAGGGUGGGAGUUAGUGGAAAGGGUGGAGUUCUAAGGAAAAACAGCGGUGAGCUAUCAAAAUUGCCAAAAGAAAAGUCAGAGAACGAAUGGACCUUUCAUCUCCGAGAGAGACAGAGGGAGUGAUGAAAUCUUCUUUUAUAAUUUUCUUCUUUUUUUUUUUUAAAUGUAUGUCAAGUUUUUUUUUCCUCUGUAACUUUGAAUGUCAAAAAAAAAGUAACAACUUAGAGAAGAGUGGUGGUUUUUUGUAAUGGUACACGUUUUUCAAGCCUCUUAAGCAAUCCACCCAAGCCAUCACUUAGUUGCCCCGUGUUUCAUUUCACAAUGCUCGAGUCAUACUUACACAACUGUUCUUCUUUCGAGCACUUCACAAAUAAAAAUCAUAAUCAUGAACAUGCCUUUAAGGAACGAUCAAACACCUGUCCCACAAUUUCAAGUGAUAUAAAGCAAUUAGGUUAAGUAAAAUUAGGCAUUCCCUGAUUAAGCAGUCAUGGGAUUAUGUCAUUUUGCUUUAUGCCCUUAUUGUUUCUAGAUUUGGAUUCAGAACAAUAAAUGUAUGAUAUGUGAAGGUGGAUGUAAAAAAAAAAAACAUUCCUCAAUUCAAAAAUGAUUGUAACGAACUUUUUUCAGCAGCACAAUAACAGCUGGUGUAUCUGGAAGGUCUUUAAGUGACCUACUUACAACACGUGUUGUACUUUAGGGAGUUAAAAUGUAAGUGCAUGUAUUUGCUAUGAAGAGGCUGUGACUUUUGCUGAAAAGUCAUUUUUACUAAAAUAUUUUGGAAAACAGAAGAUUACAACUGUUGAAACAAGGGAGUCAUGAAAGAACUAACUGGAAUCUACAAUACAAACCACUUUCAGCUUGCACAGUAAACGACAGCCUAUUUUACAAUGUAUUGAUCUUGCUUGGAUUUAGUCUUUGAAGUGGUGGUUUGGCCAAAAAUUAAACAUAUACAAUUAUUUUUUUUUUCAGUUUUUCUUUUGCCACUAAGCCGGGAGGGUGAAGGCUAGCUUGUGCUUGUGAGAUAUGUUAACCACGUCAUUUCAAACUGCUGCUAACACAGCAUGAUUGUGCAGCUCAACAUGCUUGGAGGAGAACACUAACUGCUAAUUUGGUUGCAUUAGCCAACAUACGCCCACAUUGGUUAGCAUUGUGCUGAGUGAUGGGCGUGAAGAGGGCCAUCCUACCCACUUUGAGAGAGUGAGACUAGCUAUGCUGGCUUGGAAUCCCAGGUAUAAACAGCUAGAGAUUGGGGGUUAACUCUAAGACUCAAUGCGUCUUAUGAAAUGUAUUCAUACAUUUUUCAUAACCGAAUGUUUUAAAACAGAACAGUAAAAUAAAAGCCUGGAGGCGAGGCGGGGUCAGUGUGGAGUCAGUACAGCUUAGGAAAUAUUCUGGUUCAGUUAUGUUCCCCGACUAAAGGUACUGAGACAUACCCCUGAGGGUACCACCCCAGUGACAUAAGAGGUACUGCCCCAGUGUCAGCAGUGGGGUCCAGCAGUGGACCUUCUGUCCACUUCCAUCUGGUUUAAGUCACACCCACCUCUGCUUUGAAAUUUAAAAGAAGGAAUAGUGGAUUAAUUGGUGUCAGAGUAUUGGUACCGGUGAACGAUACCCAACCCUAAUAAUGUUACUGUCUGAAGUUUGCUUGUAUAAAUUUGCACAGGAGCUUCAAGGCUAAUGUAGCUAUCAAGUAAUGGAAGCUUAUAACCACCGAGUAAGCCCUGUGUAACCAUGUCAAUUAUAUAUAUGGACUCUUUUUGAUUUUUGGCCAAACCAUUUAGAAGAAAUGUUAACACCUGCAGACAAAUAUGAAAACCUGCAGGUGCUUUUUUUUUUUUUUUUUGGACCUGACCUGAGUUGAAUAACCCCAAAGACCUGGUUUAGUUAGAUAGGUAGGAUGUAUUAAGCUAAAAACAUACUAUACAUGUGGAAUGUCAGCUCAUUGAAUGUUAACCGAUGAGUGAGAUGUGUCAAAUGUUAAAUAUCCGUUGGAUAGUUACAGAUGAGUCCAUGUAGCUACAGUCAGUGGAACAUCAAAGACAAAUGCACAUAAUACGCCCUUCGUCAGCAACACUAAUCACAGUGAAUGAAUGUUGAGGAGAGGUCAAGCGCAGUUGAUUUGCAAUUUGGAGAUUUGUGAUAAAUUUCGGAGCACAUGUUUACUGGAGCACAUUUGAGGGAUGCUGGGAUGUUUUGAUAGCUGUUUUUUGUUUUGCAUUUUGAUUUGAGAGCGCAUUUUUUUACCACUGCAAAGCUGCAUUGCCUCGCAUCAUUCACUGUCCAGAAUCCUUUGUUAUGAAUGAUGCUUUCACUUUAAUACUUUCUGGAAAAGAAAAAUCGACCUGACUGUGGCACACUGUUGACAUAUUCUUGUAGGCUUGCCAAUAGACUUUUACAAGUUUUUGGUGCGCACCGAAUGUAACCGUCAUACAAAGAUUGACAAAAAAAAGUGUAAAGGUCCGUCAGGUUCUGUAUCGUCACCAUGCUUUAUUUUAAAAAUCGUAUAAAUCCAUAACACAAAAGUUUGCCCACUGCCCUGUAUUUACAGACGUGCUGACGUUUAAUGGGACUCUGUAUGAAAUGUCUUUCUCUCACCUACAUAGUCUUUGUAUCACAUCUCAAAUAAAGCUGUAAUUUUCUUUGGGGUCAUGCUG
Molecule: messenger RNA, 4765 nt
Organism: Pygocentrus nattereri (red-bellied piranha)
Lineage: Eukaryota; Metazoa; Chordata; Actinopteri; Characiformes; Serrasalmidae
Gene: gpc1a
Product: glypican 1a
Exons: 9
Coding region: 418-2073 (551 amino acids)
Biological process (GO): cell migration; negative regulation of fibroblast growth factor receptor signaling pathway; regulation of protein localization to membrane
Cellular component (GO): synapse; extracellular region; plasma membrane
Molecular function (GO): fibroblast growth factor binding
Source: RefSeq, a predicted model, not a curated record